CAUAUCAAAAUGUCCACCCCACCAAGUCCCUACACCUACACCGACGAACAAUGGAAAGUCCACACCAUCCACCCCCGGCGAUUCUACUCUCGCCGUAAAGAAGACGGCAUAUUACGCCCAACUCGCGCAGCGCCGUAUAUCUCCAUCGGCAAUCCCAGUAUCGGGCCGCGCACGGCUGGAGAAAAAGCCGCCGAAGCCGACACGGCAUUAUGGGCGAGCUGCGACAGUGUUGAAGAGUACGAGGCGAAGCGACGGGAUCUCGAUGCCGCAAAAGCCAAGGCCAUGGCAAAUCAGCCGACAUUUCAUCCAUUUCCGCGUCUACCAACCGAGUUAAGAUGUAAAAUCUGGGAGAUGGCGAUGGAGGAGCCGACGCAAAUCACGAUCACGUGUUCGGGAUAUACGCCUGCUCAACGACCGACAGGUUGGUGUAGGACUGUUGGCUCUGGUCGUCCGAGGAUUUAUGCUACCACGGCGUUUAUGCCGCCGUUGAUGCUGGUGAAUCGGGAGACGUAUGCUCUUGCAUCGAAACACUAUCGUCGGGCUUUUCGGGGUGUGAAUGGUGGGGGUGGGGUUCUUGCUGCUUACCCGAGUGUUCUCGUUAUUGAAAGGCCCAUGGUGCUGCUUUUGCCAAUGGAUGAUUUGGAAUUGCUCGCGGAGAUUGUUGUCAUUGCCACCCCGUCACAUGGCAUGGUUGGGUUCUCGACCGGAUUUUCGGAUCGACUUAAGACGAUGCUUGGGACGGGGUCGAUACGUCGGGUGGAGCUUAGGUUGACGAGAUCGAUUACCCGGAAGCAGGCGGGUAAGGUUGAUGGAUAUUUUACUUCUUUGUUUUCUGAGAUGAGGGCUGUGAAUGCAGAGUGGGUUGCGCCAGAACUGACUGUUGGGCCUGUUAAUGAGGAAGAGGAUCCUGUAAAGGAUUCAGAUGAGUCUUCAGAUGAACCGAGUAGCGAUGAUGAUUGACUUGACUUAGAUAUAACAAGAAUGUUUAUUACAAAUAAUACCUCCUGCCCAUCAAACGGAAUUCAACCGGGACAACAGAGGCUAGUCUAUAGUCACCUGGAAAUAUUAUGUUAUCUCACUUACCU
This is a messenger RNA of Aspergillus sclerotioniger CBS 115572, 1085 nucleotides long. RefSeq names its product 2EXR domain-containing protein. The record is from RefSeq and is a predicted model, not a curated record. NCBI's taxonomy places the organism in Eukaryota, Fungi, Ascomycota, Eurotiomycetes, Eurotiales, Aspergillaceae. The coding region runs from base 10 to 960 and encodes 316 amino acids. The transcript has a single exon.